This is a messenger RNA of Cryptococcus amylolentus CBS 6039, 708 nucleotides long. RefSeq lists its product as hypothetical. Bases 1 to 708 code for a protein of 235 amino acids. Gene Ontology annotation, molecular function: GTPase activator activity. The record is from RefSeq and is a predicted model, not a curated record. Gene Ontology annotation, biological process: nucleocytoplasmic transport. Gene Ontology annotation, cellular component: nuclear pore; cytoplasm. NCBI's taxonomy places the organism in Eukaryota, Fungi, Basidiomycota, Tremellomycetes, Tremellales, Cryptococcaceae. The transcript is spliced from 6 exons.
AUGGCCGACACCACUGAGCAAGUUAACCCCGUCGAGGAGCACGACCCCCAGUUCGAGCCCGUUGUCCGACUCACCGAGCAAGUCGAGGCCAAGACCCACGAGGAGGAUGAGGAGUCCACUUUCAAGAUGCGAGCCAAGCUUUUCCGAUUCCACAAGGACACCACCGAGUGGAAAGAGCGAGGUACCGGUGACGUCCGAUUGUUGAAGCACAAGACCACCAACAAGGUGCGACUCGUCAUGCGACGGGAUAAGACCUUGAAGGUCUGCGCCAACCACAUCAUCGGCCCCGAGAUGAAGCUCUCUCCCAACGUCGGAUCUGACCGAUCUUGGGUGUACAACGUCGCUGCCGACUACACUGAGGGUGAGGCUAGCGCCGAAACUCUUGCUAUCAGGUUCGGCAACUCUGAGAACGCCAACCUUUUCAAGGAUGCUUUCGAGAAGGCCCAAACCCACAACGCCGAGGUUUCAGGUACCAACGAGGGCGACGAUGAGGAGGACGCCGAGGAGGAGGCCGAGACCAAGGAGGAGACCGCCGAGACCGCCGCCCCCUCAGAACCUGCCGCCGCUGAAGAGACCAAGCCCGCCGAGGAGGCCGCUGCCCCUGUUGCUACCGAGACCAAGGAGGCUGAGGCUCCCGCUGCCGAGGCCAAGGAGGAGGUCGCUCCUGUUGCUGAGGCCGCUGUCGCCGAGGAGAAGAAGACCGAGUAA